AUGGAGAUGAACCGCAUGAAAGAAGAAAACAGGGUAUCGAGGAAGGUAGUAGAGCAAAAACUGAAAGAUUACCAUGAUUUACAGAUGAAAUUCGCCACAAUUCAGCUAAAUAACCAAGAAAAGGAUCCUCAGUCCUUUCUUUCGCUUCGUGGUAACAACAAGGCUAGUCAAGAACCAAACACAGUUCCUAAAAUUCUAGGUAUCACUAACCAAAGCCUUCUAUCACCGUCACCCACGGAUGGUAUUAGGGAGAGUGAAUUAGGGUUGUCACUGAGGCUACAUACUUAUAUUGAAGAACAAGAACAAGUGGAAGCCCAAUCAAACUCAACCACAAGAAGCACCUUGUCUUCCAUGGUUACUCCAACCCUUCCUUCAUCUUCUGAAUCUCGAUGGGAUCAUGAUGUCUUCUUGAGUUUCAAAGGUGAAGACACCCGAAAGAGCUUCACCGAUCAUCUCUACUCCGCCUUGGUAAAAGUAGGAAUUCGUACCUUCCGAGAUGACGAGGAACUUCCAAGAGGGGAGAACAUGCCUACCAAACUUCUCAACGCCAUUCAAGGGUCAAGGAUUUCCAUUGUGAUUUUCUCCAAAAGCUAUGCUUCUUCCAGUUGGUGCCUCAAUGAGCUUGUAGAGAUUAUGAACAGUAAGAAUACCAUAGGCUGCACUCUUCUUUCGAUAUUUUAUCAUGUGGGCCCCUUGGAUGUUCGAAAACAGACAAGAACUUUUGUGGAAGCCUUUGCUAGGUAUGAAUUAAGAUUCAUCAAAGAGAUUGUUGAAGAAGUUUUGUGUAAAGUGAACCUCGCUCGCUUGGAUGUUGCCAAACACCCAAUAGGAAUAGAGUCUCGUGUUCAUCAUAUUAAAGAUUUAUUAAAUCUUGGAACAAGUGGCGUUCGCAUUGUGGGCAUUUACGGAAUGGGUGGAAGAGGAAAAACAACCCUAACAAAGGCUGUUUAUAAUCAAAUAUGUGUUGCAUUUGAAAGAAAUGACUUUGAAAACCUACACGUGUUAGGUGAAAAGCAAUGGUUUGGUCCAGGAAGUAGAAUCGUUGUAACAACUAGAGAUGAACAUUUGUUAAGUCAAUUAGGAGUAGAUGAAAAAUAUAAAGUAGAACUGAAUCGUUGGGAGUCUCUUCAACUGUUUAGUUGGCAUGCCUUCAAGAUGGUUGAUCCAAAACAAGAUUACUCAGAGCUUACAAUUGAAGCAGUGGAUUAUGCCGGAGGAAUUCCAUUAGCUCUUGUGAUUCAAAAAAUACUUGGGAUAAGUUUUGAUUCACUGGACAGUUCUACAAAGGACAUAUUCCUUGAUAUUGCAUGUUUCUUUGUCGGUAUGGACAAAGAAUAUGCAAUCAAAAUACUCUAUGGUUGUAAUUUCUCUCCAGGGAUUGCUAUCUCUAUUCUCAUUCAGAGGUCACUUGUAACAAUUGAUUACCAAAAUAAGUUAAAGGUGCAUAAUCUGAUUCAUGAUAUGGGAAGGGAAAUUGUUUGUGAAGAAUCACCCAAAUAUCCAGGAAAACAUAUUUUAAAGGAGCUGUAUGCGGAGAAAACUGCUAUUAAGCAACUACCACCCUUCUUUAGCCUUUUGAAGAAUCUUGAAACUGUAUCAUUAUGUGGAUGUGAAUGUCUCAUCGAAUCACCAGAGUUCUUAGAAACCUCACGUUUAGAGACAUUGAUACUUGAAGAUUGUGCAAGCUUGGUUGAGAAUGACUGCAUAGAGCUUGACAAGUUACCAAAACAAUUGGGAAAUAUGACAGCUUUAAAGGAGAUUCUUGCAGACAUAACUGCUAUUGAGCAACUACCCUCCUCCUUCAGUCGUUUGAGGAAUCUCGGAAUUGUAUUAUUAUCUGGAAGUGGAGGACCAUCCUCAUCAUGGAUAUCACUCAAAAGCUCCAACCACAUAAGUUUGUUAGCUUCCAUUUCUAGAUUAAGUUCGUUGACAAAACUAGAUCUCAAUGACUGCAAUUUGUCUGAAGAUGAGAUUCCUAUUGAACUUGGAUGUUUAUCUUCUCUCAGAGAAUUGAUGCUGUGCAAGACAGAUAGCAGUUCCCUUUGCCUCCCCGGAAGUGAGAUUCCAAAUUGGUUUAGCCAUCAGACAAUCGGUUCUUUAAUAUCCUUUCAUGUUCCUUCCUUUUUGGAUGGUAAAAUGGGCAAGGUGCUUGUUUGCGUUGUUUAUGCAGCAAACAAGGAACUUUCAAGAUCAUAUAUUUGUAGCCAUGAUACAAUUUCAUCAUAUAAUCUCGAGAUGAAAAGUGGAGACGAAAUAGAGCUGUCUGUUGAUCUUGGGGACCAGAGUCAAGUGAAGAAGUGUGAAAUACAAGUGAAGAAGUGUGGAAUUCAUCUCCUAGUUGAUGAGCCAAAUGUUAUGGAUGAAGAUGGAAGUGUGGUCUAA
Molecule: messenger RNA, 2382 nt
Organism: Corylus avellana
Lineage: Eukaryota; Viridiplantae; Streptophyta; Magnoliopsida; Fagales; Betulaceae
Source: RefSeq, a predicted model, not a curated record